GUUGGUUGAUUUUGAUCGUCUUGCUCAUGACUCCUCUCUCAGGGACGGGGAGGAAGAGGGGGAGAAUGAUGAUGAUGAUGAUGAUGCGUCGAUCGUAUCGUAUGAGGAUGAACUCGGUCGCUCGAGAAAGGGUACCAGGGCUCAGGCGGCUGAGGCCGCUAGAUUGAAACACUCAGAAACAGAGGAAGGGGAGAGGUGGCGCCCCGCUCGUCCUGAGAAUCUCAUCUACGGCGUUACCGUCCAGAGCGAGGCCUUCCAGCCUGACACUGCUGUCGCGGAUCAUAUGGCUUAUCUGGCUAAACGCCGGGAUCGCUCUGCUACGCCGCCGGAGGAGACGCACUAUGAUGCUGAGGCUGAGGUGCGUAAUCGCGGUACCGGGUUCUAUGCUUUUUCGAAGGAUGAGGAGACGAGGAAGCGACAGAUGGAGGAGUUGCGUGCUGCGAGGGAGGAGACGCAGCGUGAGAGGGAGGAGAAAUUGCGGAGGCGCGCUAGGAAGGAAGAUGCUCGGACGGAACGCAUGAAGAAGGUGGAGGAGCUGCGCUCCAAGAGGCGCGCGGAGUUGUUCCUUGCGGGGCUUGGCGAUGUCGGCGUUGUUUGAUUGCAUCUUUUACUAUGUUCUGUGAUUAUCUGCCUUUUACUUUCCCGGCG
Aspergillus homomorphus CBS 101889 is the source of this 648-nucleotide messenger RNA. Its product is annotated as CCDC174 family protein. The coding region runs from base 284 to 598 and encodes 104 amino acids. The transcript has a single exon. NCBI's taxonomy places the organism in Eukaryota, Fungi, Ascomycota, Eurotiomycetes, Eurotiales, Aspergillaceae. Gene Ontology annotation, cellular component: nucleus. The record is from RefSeq and is a predicted model, not a curated record.